UGUGCCGGGCCCAGCGGAGCUGCUGGAGCGUGAUCCCCACGUGUGUCUGAUCUAUGAAAUGGCAGAGAAUGGCACAGACCAGAGGCGCAUAAGAAUGAGCAAAGAGCAGCACAAUGGGAACUUCACAGAUUCCUCGCUGUUGAGUGAGCGGAAGCGAAGGGAGCGAGAGGAGAGGUUGAAUAUUGUACUGUGGAAAAAACCGCUUGUUACCUUGCAGUAUUUUUGCCUGGAAACUCUAAUAAACUUGAAGGAAUGGACCAUAAAAUUGUGGCGGCGGCGAGGGGUCCUGGUGUGUGCGUUGCUGGCACUGGCAGUGCUCACAGGCCUGUACUACAUCGAGGGAGCACAUCAACAGUAUGUGCAGUACAUGGAGAAGAAAUUCUUCUGGUGUGCCUACUGGGUAGGAUUGGGCAUUCUCUCCUCUGUUGGGCUUGGAACAGGCCUCCACACCUUUCUGCUCUACUUGGGCCCACACAUAGCCUCAGUCACUCUUGCUGCCUAUGAAUGUAACUCUGUGAACUUUCCUGAGCCUCCUUACCCGGAUCAAAUUAUCUGCCCUGAUGAGGAGACAACUGAAGGCUCCAUCUCCUUGUGGGCAAUCAUCUCAAAAGUCAGGCUGGAGGCCUGCAUGUGGGGUGCUGGUACAGCCAUUGGAGAGCUGCCUCCAUAUUUUAUGGCGAGGGCAGCCCGGCUGUCGGGUGCUGAGCCUGAUGAUGAGGAGUACCAGGAAUUCGAGGAGAUGCUGGAACACGCAGAGACUGCACAAGACUUUGCUUCCCGGGCUAAGCUGGCGGUGCAGAACCUGGUGCAGAAGGUUGGGUUCUUUGGGAUCCUGGCCUGUGCCUCGAUCCCAAACCCCCUGUUUGACCUGGCUGGGAUAACUUGUGGCCACUUUCUGGUUCCCUUCUGGACCUUCUUCGGUGCAACCUUGAUUGGAAAAGCCGUGAUUAAAAUGCACAUCCAGAAACUCUUUGUUAUUAUCACCUUCAGCAAACACAUCGUGGAGCAGAUGGUGGCCCUCAUCGGUGCUAUUCCGAGUAUAGGUCCUUCUCUUCAGAAGCCAUUUCAAGAAUAUUUGGAAGCUCAGAGGAUAAAACUUCACCACAAAUCCGACAGUGCUGUGCCACAGGGGGAAAACUGGCUAUCCUGGAUAUUUGAAAAAUUGGUGAUUGUCAUGGUUUGUUAUUUUAUUUUGUCUAUAAUCAACUCCAUGGCCCAGAGCUAUGCCAAGCGACUGCAACAGAAGAUGUACUCAGAAGAAAAAACCAAAUGAAAAACCUUCAGGAUGGGUUUUGGCAGACACAAGAAAUGCCACAUCUUUUCAUAUGUUUAAAAAAUCAGCAUUAUUCAAAAGGGGGGACAAAUUUUUAACACCCAUUUUCAGCUCUUAACAAGUUUUUAUUUUGUUUGAUUUUGAAAGUAAUUUGGAUGUUAGAGCAAUGGUUUCACUGACAAACUUAUAAAUACUACGGUAAGGUGUAAGUAAGGUGUAAAUGCUUCACAAGUCUGGGUUGUGUUUUACAGGAUGGACAAUGGGGUGUUAAAUAGAGUUUAACACUAAUGUAGUCCAUCCAAAUUACUUCCAAAACUGACGAUUUAAUACUCUCCAUCUCCUGAUUUAAUUUCAGACUGACCUGAGGGUGGCGUUUUCUUUUGAAGGGUGGCUGGUUUGCUUUUUCCAUAAGUUUCGAGACCAUGAAAAUGUAAAUAACUCAGUACAGGUCGGGUACAAACUGUUGCAUGUCCCUCAUGGUAAGGCUGUUCUGUCUGAAUUCCCAGUGUCCCAUUGCAUUGCACGCUGGAAAAGCCACCCUCUCCAACUUCAUGAUGUUAGCAGAGAUGGUUGAUGUCAAAAUGCUGAAGCCAACAUUUUUUAUUCUGUAUAUUUAGAAUGAAGUUAAGAUAAAAACUUUAUAAAGUCAUCUUAUGAUCAUUCCACAA
This is a messenger RNA of Cinclus cinclus, 1941 nucleotides long. RefSeq names its product vacuole membrane protein 1 (gene VMP1). The coding region runs from base 59 to 1273 and encodes 404 amino acids. Gene Ontology annotation, biological process: Golgi organization; autophagy. The transcript is spliced from 12 exons. The record is from RefSeq and is a predicted model, not a curated record. Gene Ontology annotation, cellular component: endomembrane system; endoplasmic reticulum; membrane. NCBI's taxonomy places the organism in Eukaryota, Metazoa, Chordata, Aves, Passeriformes, Cinclidae.